CUGGUCGAAAUUUGUUGACAUUUUGCGGUAGCAUGCAUUGAGUCUAAUUUCUCAUUUUUUGCGAGUGUUUGGAAUUUAUAUACAUUAAAUAUAAAUAGUUUUUUAGAAAUAAUUCUAAACUAUUCAGACCCAGACUUCGUAUAUUCAUCAUGUCUAUUGAAAUCGAAUCGGCUGAUGUUAUUCGACUAAUACAGCAGUAUUUAAAAGAAUCUAAUUUAUAUAAAACAUUGCAAACUUUACAAGAAGAGACCGGUGUCUCACUUAACACGGUGGACAGUGUUGACGGCUUUGUACAGGACAUUGUAAAUGGCCAUUGGGACACCGUGCUGAAAGUCACGCAGUCCCUAAAAUUACCUGAUAAAAAACUUCUUAAUUUGUAUGAACAAAUAGUACUUGAAUUGAUUGAGUUACGAGAGUUGGGUGCAGCCCGUUCAUUGCUGAGACAGACUGAUCCCAUGAUUAUGCUGAAACAACACGAACCGGAGCGCUACAUACAUUUAGAAAAUAUGCUUCAGCGUGCAUAUUUUGAUCCGAGAGAAGCCUACCAAGAAGGUAGCAGCAAAGAAAAACGACGUGCCAUUAUAGCACAAGAACUAAGCGGUGAAGUACAUGUUGUACCAUCUUCACGUCUAUUGGCACUACUAGGUCAAGCCCUGAAAUGGCAGCAACAUCAAGGGCUAUUACCCCCCGGCACAACGAUCGAUUUAUUCCGGGGCAAAGCAGCAAUGAAAGAUCAAGAAGAGGAAAUGUUUCCCACACAAAUGUUCCGGCAAAUCAAAUUUGGUCAAAAAUCUCAUGUUGAAUGCGCCCAGUUUUCACCGGAUGGUCAAUACCUAAUAACUGGCAGCGUUGAUGGCUUUCUUGAGGUUUGGAAUUUCACUACUGGCAAAAUACGCAAAGAUCUGAAAUACCAAGCCCAGGACCAGUUUAUGAUGAUGGAGCAGGCAGUUUUGGCUCUAUCAUUUUCCCGAGACUCCGAAAUGGUAGCAUCUGGCUCUCAAGACGGACAAAUUAAAGUGUGGCGUAUUAUAACCGGACAAUGUUUAAGGAAAUUUGAAAAAGCACACACAAAAGGUAUUACAUGUUUGCAGUUCUCGCGUGAUAAUAGUCAAGUGCUGAGUGCUUCCUUCGAAAAUAGUAUACGAUUACAUGGCCUAAAGUCUGGCAAAAUGUUGAAAGAAUUCAAAGGUCACACGUCAUUUGUCAAUGAAGCUACUUUCACACCCGACGGUCAUAACAUACUAAGCGCCUCUUCGGACGGCACAGUGAAAAUUUGGUCAUUAAAAACUACUGAAUGUUUGUCAACCUACAAACCAUUAGGCAACGAACUAGCAGUAAACACCGUGUUAAUAUUACCCAAAAACCCAGAACAUUUUAUUGUUUGCAAUCGCUCGAAUACAGUUGUCAUUAUGAAUAUGCAGGGUCAAAUUGUACGUUCAUUCUCAUCUGGUAAGCGUGAAGGAGGUGCUUUCAUUUCAGCCACCAUCUCCCCGCGUGGUGAAUUCAUUUAUUGCGCUGGCGAGGAUCAAGUAUUGUACUGCUUCUCGGUAACAUCUGGCAAACUGGAACGUACGCUAAAUGUACAUGAAAAAGAUGUCAUUGGCCUAUCGCAUCAUCCCCACCAAAAUUUGCUAGCCACGUACAGUGAAGAUGGACUACUAAAAUUAUGGAAGCCAUAAAUAUAGUUUAAGAUUCUAGUUGUAAUUUAUUCAUACAAUUGCUAUGGGACUUAGUAUUUAAAUCAAUAAACCGAUAAUCGAACACCAUUA
This is a messenger RNA of Rhagoletis pomonella (apple maggot), 1769 nucleotides long. RefSeq names its product WD40 repeat-containing protein SMU1 (gene Smu1). The transcript has 5 exons. Gene Ontology annotation, molecular function: protein binding. The record is from RefSeq and is a predicted model, not a curated record. Gene Ontology annotation, cellular component: precatalytic spliceosome. Bases 150 to 1679 code for a protein of 509 amino acids. Gene Ontology annotation, biological process: mRNA splicing, via spliceosome. Lineage: Eukaryota; Metazoa; Arthropoda; Insecta; Diptera; Tephritidae.